Dromaius novaehollandiae (emu) is the source of this 714-nucleotide messenger RNA. Its product is annotated as maestro heat-like repeat-containing protein family member 2A. The record is from RefSeq and is a predicted model, not a curated record. The transcript is spliced from 8 exons. Gene Ontology annotation, cellular component: cytoplasm. The coding region runs from base 1 to 714 and encodes 237 amino acids. Lineage: Eukaryota; Metazoa; Chordata; Aves; Casuariiformes; Dromaiidae.
AUGGUGGCGAAUGUCCUGCAGCUCUACCGAGAGGGCUGCCAGGAGGUGAUUCAGGAAGAGCCCCAGGAGUCCCCGGUGCACCCCCGGGCCCUCGUGGCCAUGCAGCAGUUGAGCAAGCUGAAGCCCCGUCUGAGCAGGGAGGAAAACCGCCACCUCCUGGCUCAGUGCUGCCAGGGCAUCGUGUGCCUUCGUCGCCCGGAGCAGAUGGACAGGAGAGGGCAGACGGCGGUGGCUGCUUCAUGCCCACCGGGUGUGCAGGCGCCAUCCCUGCGAGCGCUGGGCCAGCUCAUGGGAGCCCUUCUCUGGGCAGAGCUGGCCCCCAUCCGCUUCGAGGACAUGGUGCAGGUCCUGCGGCGCUGGCUCACCUCGGCCCACGCAUGCGAGCGGGAGAGGGCCCUGCAGGUGUGCGUGCAGGUGCUGGGCUCUUAUGAAGAGAGAUGCGAGCACAGGCGAGGCCGUGCCUGCGAGUGGUUCGGCUCCCUGGCGGGACUGCUGGGGCCUCUGACGUGCGACACGUCGGCCGCGUCCCGCUGGUGGGCAGUGACCUGCCUCGGCCACCUGCUCCGAACAGGAGCCGAGAACACAGACGUGGCGCCCUGGACCAACGAGAUCGGGCGCCUGCGUGAGAGGCUCAGUGCCAUCACCUCUGAGUCUCUGCUGGCCACCUCCACCAACAUUGCGAAGGUAACUGGCCCCUGGAGUGCAGAGACGUGA